Messenger RNA from Penicillium subrubescens, 558 nucleotides. RefSeq lists its product as uncharacterized. The record is from RefSeq and is a predicted model, not a curated record. The transcript has a single exon. The coding region runs from base 1 to 558 and encodes 185 amino acids. NCBI's taxonomy places the organism in Eukaryota, Fungi, Ascomycota, Eurotiomycetes, Eurotiales, Aspergillaceae.
AUGGAAAUUUCCCCAAAAAGACACCAUGAAAGCCCAGUAUACUCCAUCGACGUUUCCGGUCUAUUCAGCGACAACACCGAAAUCACAUUAUACACCAGUCCCAAGAAGGAUGACCGUGUCCUUGGCCGUUGCCGCUUCAACAAAUUCCGCCCAUCGGAAAUGCAAAUCUCCUCGAAUGGAGGUGCCUCAUCGCGCAUGACGUGGAUUCAGCACCACGAGUGUUAUCGGUGGUCUAUCCCACGAAAGUCUCAAGCAGGCGAGAAGGCUGGAGAACAGGAGGAGAAAUAUUUCUCAUGGAAAACUGUUGAAGAGCCUGCUUCUCCAAAAGGCAAUCAUGUUUAUCAGAAUCUUGAACUCUGCGAUAUGGACGAUGUGAUUUAUGCUGCAUAUUCUGGGGGUGCGCCGGGUACUAAGAACGGUGGGAAUUUACGGUUGAGGGAUGAUUUGGAUGAGGAGUUCCUCGCGAUGAUCGUAUUGACAGUCUGUGGGUUGAUUGAAAAGGAGAGACAGGCGAGAGCUCGGAAGGGUAACUAUACAAUUGGCAUGUUGGCCUAUUAA